UUCUCAAAACUAAAAUUAGCCAAUCAACCCCGCAAUCUUCUGAUCAAAUACUACCCCCGAUUUCUGCCAAAAAAGCAAAAAAAAAAAAAAAGGGAUGAAGAAAUGAUACAAGCUUAAAGUGGUCGAAAUCUGCACGCUCUGAUCGAAAGAUGUCGUGGUACCAAUCGCGCCGGAAAGUCCAAAUCGAAGAUCCCAAGCCAGCUGACGACGGCGAGGAUGAAGAAACUAAUGACAAAAUUAGCUUAAAAAUCAAAAGCCUGGAUAAAAGCGUAAGCAGAAAUGUCGUGAAUCAGGAGCCUUUUAUGGGUGUUAAGGUCCGUAGAAAAGCCUCUUUCGUUAGGGAUUAUCGAGGUGAUUAUCUGGACGUUGCUUCCAUCCCGUUUCUCGAGAAGAUUCUCGAAAAACAAGGUGACAAAAAGAUAUUCUUUGCAGACAAAGUAUUAAAAUUUACCAGCACUGGGAAGAUGAAGAGACGCAUUCUUCUUGUCACUGAUUUUGCAGUAUACAUUGUUGACCCAGACAUGGGGACACUUAAGAGACGCGUCUCUCUAGCAGCUGUUGAGAAAGUUUCUUUAAGUGAAUUAAGUGACAAUUUCUGUGCCAUCAUUAUCCCAACUGAGUAUGAUAUUCUCUUGGCUAGUACUCGGAAGACUGAAAUUGUUAAUAUGUUAAUGGAAGCUACCAAGACUACAUCAAACUUUGAACUUGAGGUCUAUUUAUCAAACAGUUUUGAGUACAAUGCGGCCGCUGAUGUGGUGAAAGAAAUAUUAUUUGAGGAAGUUGAAGGUGGAGUUAAAACUAAAUUUCUUCGGAAAUGAGCUGCGGUUUGUUGAGGACUUUAUCAUGAAAUUGCGGUUUCGAUGACCUAUAUGUCUCGAGUAUAUUUGGGGGAAUAAUGAUUUCCAUAAUCUCAUUCUAUAGAAGUGAUAAAUAUAGUCUUCUCCCUAUCUGUGACGGGUGUUAUAGGUCAUUCUUCUUGCUGUAAUUGGUAUAUGUGUAUUUGUUUGAUUUACCCAUGGGUGUACAACUUCUGAUUAUGGAACCCGAGUGAGAGCGCAUUUCAGCUUCCAGCAAAUUUCCGGAAGCAGGUCAUCUGAAGUGUAACGUUGUAUCAAAACAAGGCAUGGUGUGUGUUGUAAACUGUUGUGAAAAUUAUCAUGUAAUAUGUUCAGCUUCCAGCAAAUUUCCGGAAGCAGGUCUCUGAAGUGUAACGUUAUAUCAAACAAGGCAUGGUUUGUGUUGUAAAAUAUUGUGAAAUUUAUCAUGUAAUUUGUGUGUAUUGAAUUUGAAGUAAUGUAUAAUGUAUGUAGAGUAA
Molecule: messenger RNA, 1315 nt
Organism: Daucus carota subsp. sativus
Lineage: Eukaryota; Viridiplantae; Streptophyta; Magnoliopsida; Apiales; Apiaceae
Exons: 4
Coding region: 150-818 (222 amino acids)
Cellular component (GO): myosin complex
Molecular function (GO): cytoskeletal motor activity
Source: RefSeq, a predicted model, not a curated record